AUGAGUCAAACCUAAAGUAUUCAGAGCUUGGAGUUGAAGGAUACUUUUUUUUAUCACAUGAAUUCGGUCUAUUAUUAAAUAUAAAAUAAAUUUAAUUGUUUGUUUUAAAGAUAAGAUAAAAUUUUUUACAUCUUAUUUCAUAUUUUUAGCUUUAAUAUUCAAAGAAGCUUGAACUAUUGUAAAAGCUAAUAAUAGGAAUUAAUGUAAUCCAAAUUAACAAAGCUAUUAGCUUUAAUAAUAGCUAAUAAUUCCAUCUUGGUAAUUGAGAGUAUAUUCUAACUGAGUUCCUUGCCUUUUCAUUUACCUUGCUUGGGUUUGUAUGCUAUAUUGUGGAAAGUUCCAAAAAGCUAUAAUAAUUACUAUUUAAAAUUUUGGACAUAUAUAUUCAUAGGCAGUAAGCACAAAAUACCUAUAAAUGAGCAUAUUAGUAUCAAUAUUAAUAUUGUUAGUAACUGUGUAUUGUAAUUUUAGGAUUAUUAUUACUAAUUUUAAUUAUUAUUCUCCUCUAUUUAAGAAAUAUUACUAUCAAUUUGA
Tetrahymena thermophila SB210 is the source of this 534-nucleotide messenger RNA. RefSeq lists its product as hypothetical. The transcript has 2 exons. NCBI's taxonomy places the organism in Eukaryota, Ciliophora, Oligohymenophorea, Hymenostomatida, Tetrahymenidae. The record is from RefSeq and is a predicted model, not a curated record.